This is a messenger RNA of Lucilia cuprina (Australian sheep blowfly), 1021 nucleotides long. Its product is annotated as RRP15-like protein. Gene Ontology annotation, biological process: maturation of LSU-rRNA; maturation of 5.8S rRNA. Gene Ontology annotation, cellular component: preribosome, large subunit precursor. The record is from RefSeq and is a predicted model, not a curated record. The coding region runs from base 121 to 882 and encodes 253 amino acids. Lineage: Eukaryota; Metazoa; Arthropoda; Insecta; Diptera; Calliphoridae. The transcript has 2 exons.
AUAAUAAUUUAAUGAACUCUGGCAACACUAGAUUUAAUACACGUGAAAUUUUUGUUAGAAAAAUAAACACAAUUUUCUUUCGAUUAGUUCUUAAAUAAAACGUAAAUAAUUAAGAAGAAUAUGGCUUUAUCAUCUGUGGAAAAACGUAAAAAAACAAAAGUCUUAAAAAAACAGGAAUCAGAGUCGGAACAAAGCUCCUCAGCAGAUGAGAGUUCAGAUGAACAACGGGUCGGCGGCAAUGCUGGCUGGGCUGAUUCCAUUGCUAAAGUACUGAGUACCACUAAACCAAAAACUAAAAAGACUUUGGUACUAUCUCGUGCUAAAAAAAUAAAGGCAGAUGACAAAGGAAAAGUGGAAAAUGAUUAUGGUUUUGAAGUGGAUGGGGAAAUUAAAGAGGAGAAACCCACUGAAGAGGAACUGGAAUCGAGUUUAAAACAGACUAAAAACCAAAAACUUGAAUUAAGAGUUAAACCAUCAUGGAAGGAUAUUGAGCGUGAAAGAACUUUGCGUAAAGUAGCCACACGUGGUGUAGUGCAAUUAUUUAACGCCGUUCGCAUACAACAGAAGGAUUUACAACAUCAGUUGGAGGAAGCUGGACCUUUAGAUAGUCGUAAGGAAGCUGUACUAAAUAAUAUUAAUAAGCGCAAAUUUUUGGAUGUUUUAAUGAGUGGAAAACGAUCCAAAUCUGAGCCUGUGGAUAAUUUUGUUAAAGAUGAGUUAAAGGAAGAAAGUGACAGCAGCGAAGAUGAAGGUACGGAUGGUAAGAAAAAGAAAUCGGAGUGGAGUGUUUUGCGUGAUGAUUUCAUGACCAACAAGAAAAUUAAACACUGGGAUGAAGAAGACGGCAGCGAUGAGGCACAAAGUAAUGAGGACGACGAUUAGAUAUUAACAAAUAUUAUAAGUUUAAUAGAUAUUAAGAUUUUUGUUUAAAUAAAAAUAUGUAUGUAUGUAUUUUUCUUAGUUUGCUACUCCUUUUUGGAUUUUAAAAAUGGCAGAUUUAAUAAACGUGCCCCUCCUAGUA